Messenger RNA from Poeciliopsis prolifica (blackstripe livebearer), 996 nucleotides. Its product is annotated as snake venom serine protease 3-like. Lineage: Eukaryota; Metazoa; Chordata; Actinopteri; Cyprinodontiformes; Poeciliidae. Gene Ontology annotation, molecular function: serine-type endopeptidase activity. Bases 43 to 819 code for a protein of 258 amino acids. Gene Ontology annotation, biological process: proteolysis. The record is from RefSeq and is a predicted model, not a curated record. The transcript is spliced from 6 exons.
GCUGCUGUAGUCGGCAGUCAUUCACAGAAAGCUGGACCAGCAAUGGCAAUGCUGAAGGUUCUGCUGCUGCUGGGGCUGGGUGUUUCAGUGAAAUCAGAUGUUUCUCUGCAGAAGAGAAUCGUUGGAGGUUAUGACUGUGAUGACGGGGAGCGUCGUUAUCAUGUUCGCCUGCAGUGCAAGAAAGAUGCAGAAAAUAUACGCUGUGGAGGAUCUCUGAUCCAUUCUCAGUGGAUUCUGACUGCAGCUCACUGCUGGAUGUCGGAGCCAGGAUGGACUAACGUAGCAAUGUUAAAAGUUCAUCCAGGGAAUGCUGGGCAGCAGAUUGAAGUAAGGCUCAAUGUUGAACCUGUGAAGUAUAUUCAUGACAAAGAGUGGCAUGACAUCGUGUUGCUGAAGCUUCGUAAACCAGUAAAAGACGUCCCACCUGCUCGGCUGCCAAGAUGCGAUAUUCGUCUUAGAGUAGGCGAUACAGUUCAGCUGGCAGGAGAAGGAGCAAUGACAAACGACCCCAAUAAUAAGCAAUUAUUCUUGUGUUUCUCUGCAUUACCCAAAAUUCCUCCAGUUCCAUCACGUCUUCAGUGUGUCGACAUGAGAGUUGAUGCGUUUUUCCUGUUCCUGGUGUCACGUGGGCGCAUAUUUCUUACUUCAGCACCAGACAAGAAUGCAUGUCAUGGCGACUCUGGUGCCGCAGCAGUGUACAACAACAUGAUUUACGGUGUAAUUUCUGCAACUGGAAUAGAUCCAUGUCAGAAAUCACCUGCAAUUAUAGAUGUGUGUGAAUACAUGGAUUGGAUAAAAGAAAUAACUGGCCUGGAAUAAAAUUCUUAUCAAAUUUGCUCUCCGAUGUAAUUUUGUAGUUGUAUCUUCAUCGGUUUGUUCCACAUGUUUGUAGAAUUAGGAUAAAUUAAUAGCUUUGUUUUUUGCCACCUGACCUUAAUGUAGCUUUCUCUGCCUCAGAAAUGAAAAAUAAAGCAAAAAAUGCAAGAAAAAGAAACA